GCUGGGAUGAGACGCGCGGAAGGGAUCUCACCACUCCUCAGACCCGCAUCGUUCUCGUUUAGCAUCUUUGACGACUUCCGACGAAGUUAUGGUCGGCGUGAUGAGUAUCAUUCAUCCCCCCAAAAAUCGUGGCUGCACCCCAGUUAUCGGCAAGUUGGAUAACUCGCUGUGUCGAGAAGGCCGGACCCCGCGAGCCGAGGCGCUGGACGCAGGCCGGGAGCAGAGCCACAAGUCGUCUUCAGAGCCGUCGCCGGCCUCCUCGCCAGAGAUGAGCUCGCCCCGGCCGACGUUCACGCAGCAGCGGCGCCACCAGAACCACGCCCGCUACCGACAGGACACGGCCAUGAGCGCGCAGCACCAGGAGGACGUGCGCUACCUCAGCUACACAUGGCGACGCGUACAGGAGGAGUGCGAAAACUCGAAAAACUCCGGCGCAGACAUGUCCUCUCUGUACUACCAGGAACCAGCGCGGCAUCCUGCGCUACAAGACUUCGAGCCCUUCGAUCUGGAGUCCUGGUGGGGACGCCGACUCUAUCAGCAGCUCACGGGCGGCACGUCAUAGUGCAUGACGUCACCACCCGACGGCCCGCCGCUCCUGCGCAGUGGCGCCCCUGCCCGGCGGGCGGGACGGGGACGUGACUGCUCCCGUCCCGGUCACGGCAGCCGACCGUGACGUGUCGUAACGCGCCGUGACCGCUCGCGUCACGGCUGGCACCGUGACGCCAUGUCGCCAGGGCGGAGGCGCCCCGCACUGCGGCUUGUGCGGUCACUUCAUAGAUGUCACUGCAUGCUCAGAUCAUCCCGCAUCAAAACGACGGAGCGUUUAGCCAAGAGAACUGUGUUUCAGUCUGUACCGUGUGCCACUGACGCUCGGAGAGAGGCGGGGAGCUGGCACCAUUCCAUAGGCGGCUGUUGAGGCUCUCACUGGGAUGAAAGGGCGCCAAAGUUUUUUGUUUUGUUUGAGAAGCGUGCGCCUCGCAUGUUGGUCGGCUCCUGUUGGCACGCUCGAGCAGCGCGGGCUGAAGCGCUUCGCGCGGAGCUGCGUGUUUUACCCAGACCAUCGUGCAAUACGCCGCUGUGCUACAUCCGUGGUGUGCGUGUGUGUGUCCACGUUUUUGUGCGUUCAAGCUCUUGCUUUAAUCGAGAUUUCUGUGCAUGUCGACGUGUCGCUGCUGUAUAAUACAAUGUGAAGUGGUGCUCUGGC
Messenger RNA from Pollicipes pollicipes, 1204 nucleotides. RefSeq names its product MAPK regulated corepressor interacting protein 2. Bases 89 to 562 code for a protein of 157 amino acids. NCBI's taxonomy places the organism in Eukaryota, Metazoa, Arthropoda, Thecostraca, Pollicipedomorpha, Pollicipedidae. The record is from RefSeq and is a predicted model, not a curated record. The transcript is spliced from 6 exons.